Meira miltonrushii is the source of this 2931-nucleotide messenger RNA. RefSeq lists its product as uncharacterized. The record is from RefSeq and is a predicted model, not a curated record. Bases 1 to 2931 code for a protein of 976 amino acids. Lineage: Eukaryota; Fungi; Basidiomycota; Exobasidiomycetes; Exobasidiales; Brachybasidiaceae. The transcript has a single exon.
AUGGUGAUAUUGGAACGUACACCGCCAAGAAAAUGGCAAGCAGAGGGAAGCGAUCAAGAGGAGGUCAAUAAUCGAAAUGGAUUUGCGGGAGGUUUCAAUAAUGGAGCAUCCGCUCAACCACGUAAGUCAUAUGUUUUCCCUUCUUUGGAGGAUAUGGCAGCUCCGAUUCGUGAACAAAGAGCUGCAAAGCAAGCAAAUGGUCAUCAGUCUGCCUCUUCAUCCGCCUCAGCUGCUUCUCCAGGUACAGUAAAACAGGUUCCUCAUACCGGCACUUCUCUUCGACAAGCUUCACCCUCCCAAGCACAAAGACAGCAACCAUCUAAGAUUCCAGUUAAUCGCACCAUGCGCUCCUCUGGAUCACCUCAAAAGAAGUCUGUUUCUCCGUUUGCGAUCAAAAAGAAUGUUGAUGAAAGCAGUGCCUCAAAGCGUACCGGUGGAAGUCCUUCUCGAAUGGCACAAUCUUCACGCGAAGCAGCUGUCGAUGCUGCUUUUCAAGAACAGAUAGAACGUGCUAUUGCAUCUGGUGAAGACCCGUUCAAGGACAAAAGAAGAGCUGUUAUGCGUGAUGAUAGCAAUGCUUCAGUCACUACUACUCCUAAUACUCUCUAUCCGCCCUUGCCGCCAAAGAGGUCAUCAAUCGCGCGACAGUCAGAUUCACAUACACUACAUGCUCUUGAGAGCAGCACCAAGGGCAGUGCAAUUCCAGAAAUUCAAGAAGGCAAAAAGACUAUUGAUGAUGAAAAUGAGAAAGCCCAAGUUCCACGUCGUUCACAGGAAGAAGUUCAAAGGGCAGCUACUACGAUACGAAAAUCACUUUUGUCCGAGGAAGGGCAAAAUGCACCAGCUACUCUACCAACUCAACAGCAGACAUUCGCAGUCGACAAUCGAAGUGCACGACCAGCCUCACCCCCUUUAGAGACGUUUACACCACAACGAAGAAGGCUUACGAGAGAAGCCCAUGCAAUUCCUAUCAUCCAACAAGAAGAAUUGCAUCGAUUGCGCAGUGAUUUACGGGAGUGUAAAGCGCUCUUGCGAGAUAGUCAGCUAGAAACGGAACGAUUACAACAAGAGUGUCAAGACAACAGAGCCGAGUAUGAUGAUGAAAAGCGCAAGAAUCAAACCAUUGAAGCCCAAUUGAAGCAUUUGGAAUUGGUUGCAUUAGAGCAUGAAUGUAUGCUCAAAGAGACACAAUGGGAGAUAACACAAAACGAUUUGAGGGUUGCAGUGGAACGAGAUGAGCAAAUGCGGAAGAAGGGGAUUGAGAUCGUACUUGCUAAGAACAAGAUUACCCGACUUAGAGCUCGUGCCUUGGAUGCAGAGAGUAGCCUUGACAAACUCAAAAGCAAACAAGGCAAACAUGAUGACAAGGUGCACCAAGAGAAAGCUGAACUUGAAGAAGAGGUAGAAAGGCUGCGGUCAGAGAGACAAGAUUUGAACGUGCAUUUGAAGGAGGUGGAAGAGAAAUACAGAGAAUACAAAGAGCAAGUAGAUUCACAUGCAGAUCAGAUGGAGGCACUUGAGAAUGCAGUCGCAACCGAGAAAGCUCGACGUAAAGAGAUUAGCUCCAGAGAAGCUGCUUUACGUGGUGAAGUACAAGAACUUCAAAAAGUGGCUGCAAGAGAGGCGAAAUUACGUGCAGAGCUGGCAGAAGUACGAGCAGAUUUGUCAAGCGAGCGGAUGGCAGUAAGUGAACUGCGUAAACAAACACAUCGGACCAAAUUAUCUGCUUCUCCCUCGAGGAAUGUAGUGGCCCAUUCACCCUUGCGGAAUAUCUCGUCGAAAGAUUCCCGUAAUGCAAUGACACCAGAAGCCGAAUUUUCUUUCGAUCGCUCUUUGAACGUUGAAGCUGCUCCUUCGCCUCCUCCUAAGCAGACGAGCCGUGCGACCAAACAGAGUCGACCCGAACCUGUUCGUACAAAAGAGAUCAAGCAAACGAAAUCUGCCAAGUCUACAGCAAAAGCUAAAGAGGCAGAGAUGAGCGAGGAUGAAGAGAGUCAAGAUGAGGUUGAGAGAAUGCAAAGCCCGGUACGCAAGACCAGAAGCGUUGCUGCUCGGCCAAAAGCUCAGCCUGCGAGUAGAGCAAAGGCUAGAAAGAAGGAGGUCGAAGUGGUAGAGAACGAAGAAAGCGAGCCAGAGUCACCUGUGCAAGAACAAAUUCCUCCAUCACCUGUUGCAACGGAAAAGAAAGCACCUGUUGAAAAGAAACGCACCACCACAAAGAAGGCAGUGGAAUUUACUGAAAAGGUAGAUGCCAUUGAAGUCCCACAACAGGACGUUGUUCCAUCAUUCUUGCCUACUAUGAAAACGACAAAGAGAUCCAUUUUGAAUAAAGGACGUAUUGCUCCACCGAAAGCAAAAACAGUUCUAGUUGGCACUUCUUCUCGCAGUCAAAUCCAGAGUGACGCAGGUGAUUCGAGUGGAGCAUCUAAAAGCAACAAGAGCAAGGAAACCAUUGCACCUCCAAUUUCGGUACAUGACGAAACGAUGCAGACACCAUUGUUACCAUCUAAGCGUGCACGAGCUGUGCAAAAUCGACAAGCGGAAGUUGAAGAAGAUGAUGAGGUAGAUAUUUCGGUGCAAGCAAACAAGGCACAGAAAGCAACGUCAAAAUUGAAGAGCAUGUCAACCAAAUUGGCACCGCCGCCAGAAGAUGUUGGAAAUGUGAGCAACGGCGGAGCUACAAGAACGCCUAUGGUACAAAAGACCACAGCUGCUGAACCUCGUAAAAAGAAACGUAAGCUUCUUAAAGCAGGAGCAAAUGUUGCAGGUGAUUUCCUGAAUUGGAAAGGAGAUGCUGAUGGAGCACUCAAUCCUGAAUUGAAUUUACCCAUGGAACUUUCACCUCUCAAACAAGGGGAAGAACAGCGUCCUGGAAGCGGUUUGAAUAUGACCUCGGGCGGUGCCCAGAAGGUAUUUGGUAGACGUAAAUGA